AAUGGCGUUUCGCGACGCUCACAAGGUGCAGCUGCGUUCAAUUGGGAUGCCAGACAGGCUGUGGGACACGUUGUACAAAAAGUUUCAAGUCAGAUUGUUGGACUUGGGCGAGUUUGGUGAGUUCCACAUGGAGGAGAGGUCGGGCAAGCACGAGGAGGAGGGGGUGAGGACCAAGGUCUAUACAGUAUAUAUGAAGGAAUUCAAAUAUUUGAUGAAAGAGAGAGACGUGUAUUUCCUCGAUCAUGUGUGGAAGAGUGAUGGAUGCAAGGGAGCCAAACACGACCUACUAAACGAUGAGAAGCUGGUCAUCAGACUCGAAAGUAUACUCGACUUGCAACAUUGUAGCAGUCGGCAACAAGCAAGUUUUGUCGAUAGUCACCAAGUAGCAGCUGUCAUGAAAGUAGCAAAUGUGAGUGGUGAGAUUGCAAGGCGCAUGUUGAAUUCAACUCACCAGGAAUUGAUUCCAUCGAUCAUGAAUGCAAGCGAGAGUUCGUCGUCAUCUGACACUUCAAGUCGAGAGUCGAAACGUGUGACAUUUGAUGAAUUUAAAGCUGCAAUGAAGGGCUCGUUUGAUGAUAAGACGGAUGACGAUGAGCACAUGGAGCGACUGUAUACGGGAUUUCUUCAAAAUCAAAGCGGCACAGCGAGACAGGAGGGCAGACGAGAAUGUUAUGGUUACAGUUGGAUAGAGAAUCAAGACGACAACACAAUAACGGUGACAAUAGGAAUACCACGUGGUUACAACAAGAAAGACAUUGACAAUAGACUAUCAAGCAAAAUGUGGAAAUUUGGAGUGCGUGAGUGUGGUCCUAUUAUUGAUGGUCAGUUCUAUCACUCGGUUGUCAGCAACGAAUGUUUCUGGAUGAUUGAAUCAAACGGAGACGUACAAAUGACGAUACAAAAGGCCAACAGCGACACAGAUGCAUGGCCGUAUCUAUUGGCAGGAGAGCGGCAUUUGGAUGAGAAAGAAGCAGAAAUGCAGCGACUGGAGGUGCAGUGUAGCGUGGAGGCAAGAGUCGAUAACGUGCUGCACGCAAUGUGGAGAUCCAUUUGCACCUUUCAGGCUGUGACGUCGGAGGGACAGCAGUCACGUCUGUGGUAUAUGAUGGAUGAAUUAGGUUGUGGGAUGCCUCACAGUUGGUCUCCAAAUUUUCAUUGUGCCCCGUUUAUGUUUCCCGAAACGGGAAAGUCUUACAGCCUUCUGUGGCCGGCUGAGGACAUAGAGCCGGGUGAUAUGUUCACAAAAGAUUGUUGUCCUCGUUUGAGUGCCGAUGAAACGCAACUGCAGAUGAAAGCUCGAGCAUUAGCAUAUCAGGAGACCGUUAGCUGUCCAAGUGAAUUUGUCGCUGCUCUGUCUGCAAGUCGCAAACUCAGUCAAGACAUCUCUGCAUCUCAACCAUUCGUUCGUGUGCCAAUCACUCAAACUCAACCGAUGGAUUCCUCGCCCGCUCAUUCAGUUAGUCGGCAAUUCAAAUUGUUUGUCGAUACAGAAAGGAAUGCUGGAGACAGGUCACGUGACGUCAUGUCUCUUGUAAGCAAUGCAACUGAAGCUGAUGUUGUGUGGAUCACCGACUGGUCGUCUGUUGAUGCAAGCCAACUCACACGUAUGCAAUGUGUCACCAGGCUAGUGGGUGACGAGUGUCUUACACGCAAAGAUAUGCUUAUGCAAACACUCAGUGUUGCUGGCUUGUCGCAUGUCGAUUGGCUUCCAGUGACGUAUGACAUCACGAGCCAACUGCCUGAAUUGAUUGCCGAUCAUGAGAACCGUGGGAUGUUUGAUUGGUGGAUUGUGAAGAGAAGCUCCUCCUCUCAUGUUGCUCAGUUUCCUGUGGUCACUGAUGAUGUCAGACGUAUCAUACGGCUGGUGGAGACGGGACCGUGUGUUGCAUCUUACUUUUAUCUUUCUUCUGCUCUAUUCAAUGACAAACGGAUUGCUCUCGGCUAUUCAGUCGUUGUACACACUGUUGAUCCAUUAAAACUGUUUGUUCAUACCAUUCCAUCAGUUCGUGUGUGUGAGAGGGCCGCAGGAAACUUAAGUGAUUACGAUCACUACGAUUGCAGUUCUCUGAUUACUAGUCCUACGUGUGUGGAUGUGAAGUGGGAUGAUGUCAAGUCUAGAUUCGAGAAGCAACUAGAAGGGAGGAGGCAGCAGUGGAGUGACAUCGAAAUGAGUAUUCAUCAGUUGAUAGCUGAUGUUUUUUCUGCUGCUCGUGGCCGUUUGAGUGCACAUCCUGUGUGUCAGUGUCUUGGCUUGUACGAAGUCAACAUUCUUCUUCUCUCGUCAUUCCAACCGUUGCUACUCAGUAUUGACCCUCUUCCUGCUCGGAUGCCAUCACACCGUAUGCCAGAAGUUCUUUCCUUGUUGUGUCAACUAACAGCAGAUGAUCAGGAGACAGAUUGUUAUCACAACUUCGUACGACUGUACUAGACGUCGGCAAUACAAACAGUUGCGUUGAUGUUGUUUGCAAACUUGCUACAUUUUUUAUUGCAAUGAUGAUAUGUGACUCACAGCAUGCUGAUGUCAGUUACUUUCUUAUAAACUAUGCUGAUAUUUUAUCAAAAUGUGUAGUAUUAACAUGUGUUUUAGCGUGCGCUAGGACGUGGUCUGUCACGUGUGUUUCAAUGUCU
Messenger RNA from Corticium candelabrum, 2628 nucleotides. Its product is annotated as tubulin--tyrosine ligase-like protein 12. Gene Ontology annotation, biological process: protein modification process. The record is from RefSeq and is a predicted model, not a curated record. Bases 2 to 2428 code for a protein of 808 amino acids. Lineage: Eukaryota; Metazoa; Porifera; Homoscleromorpha; Homosclerophorida; Plakinidae. Gene Ontology annotation, cellular component: cytoplasm. The transcript has 7 exons.